UUGGAUCUGUUGCCAAUGGCCGCUCUGUUUCCCGGAAAAGGAAGGCGUUUGGCAGCUGAUCUCUGCUUUGCGCAGCGCAGGGAGCUCUGCGCACUGACCGUUUCUGGAUAGCCACGUGCAGCUGCGUUUCCAGUCGCGCAGAAACACAGCAUCCUUCAGUGUUUUUCGUAACUUUGAUUCACCGGAGUCGCUGCAUCCGAAAGCGACCAGGAUGUCGGCCAGUGCCGUAUAUGUCUUAGACCUGAAAGGCAAGGUGCUUAUCUGCAGGAACUACAGAGGGGAUGUGGACAUGUCUGAGAUUGAGCAGUUCCUGGGGCUCCUGAUGGAUCGGGAGGAGGAGGGGGCCCUGUCCCCUAUCCUGUCCCACGGAUCUGUGCGCUUCAUGUGGAUCAAACACAACAACCUGUACCUUGUGGCAACAUCCAAGAAGAAUGCCUGUGUUUCCCUGGUCUUCUCGUUCCUUUACAAGAUGAUCCAGGUGUUCUCAGAGUACUUCAAAGAGCUGGAGGAGGAGAGCAUCCGGGAUAACUUUGUCAUCAUCUAUGAACUGAUGGACGAGCUGAUGGACUUUGGAUACCCCCAAACUACAGACAGCAAGAUCCUGCAGGAGUACAUCACCCAGGAGGGGCACAAGCUGGAGACGGGCACCGCUCGGCCACCCGCCACUGUCACCAACGCCGUGUCCUGGCGUUCCGAGGGCAUCAAGUACCGGAAGAACGAGGUGUUCCUGGACGUCAUCGAAUCCGUAAACCUUCUGGUGAGCGCUAAUGGGAACGUUCUGCGCAGUGAGAUUGUGGGCUCCAUCAGGAUGCGCGUGUUCCUGUCUGGGAUGCCCGAGCUGCGCCUGGGUCUCAACGACAAGGUUCUGUUUGAGAACACUGGCCGAGGGAAGAGUAAGUCUGUGGAGCUUGAGGAUGUGAAGUUUCACCAGUGUGUGCGCCUAUCACGCUUUGAGAAUGACCGCACCAUCUCCUUCAUCCCGCCUGAUGGCGAGUUUGAGCUCAUGUCCUACCGCCUGAACAUGCAUGUGAAGCCUUUGAUCUGGAUUGAGUCGGUGAUCGAAAAGCAUUCACACAGCAGGAUCGAGAUCAUGAUCAAGGCUAAAAGCCAGUUCAAGCGGAGGUCCACCGCCAACAAUGUGGAGAUCCACAUUCCUGUGCCCACUGACGCGGACUCCCCCAAAUUUAAGACCACAGUGGGCGGGGUCAAGUGGGUCCCCGAGAACAGCGAGAUUGUCUGGUCCAUCAAGUCCUUUCCGGGGGGGAAGGAGUACCUGAUGCGUGCGCAUUUCGGGCUUCCCAGCGUGGAGGCGGAGAAUAAGGAGGGGAAGCCGCCAGUCAGCGUGAAAUUUGAGAUCCCGUACUUCACCACCUCCGGGAUCCAGGUACGCUACCUGAAGAUCAUUGAGAAGAGUGGGUACCAGGCUCUACCGUGGGUUCGUUACAUCACUCAGAACGGAGAUUACCAGUUGAGGACCCAGUAGAGGUGCCAUGGCAGUGAUGGACCAGCAGGAACCCGUUCUGAUGUUUGCUGCACAUUGUGUCACAAACCUCCAGAUUUACUUCCAAAUUGUUGUUUUUGUCAAAGUUUAUGUUCAUGAGAAGAAUCACUGCAUCAUUAACCCAACGUUUAAUGUUAUUAUUUACAUUUCUGCAUAUGAGUAGUGUCACUCAACUGGUACAUUCAAUCGCACACAUUAAAUGAUUAAUUCUAAAUUA
Molecule: messenger RNA, 1718 nt
Organism: Anguilla rostrata (American eel)
Lineage: Eukaryota; Metazoa; Chordata; Actinopteri; Anguilliformes; Anguillidae
Product: AP-1 complex subunit mu-1-like
Exons: 12
Coding region: 212-1483 (423 amino acids)
Biological process (GO): intracellular protein transport; vesicle-mediated transport
Cellular component (GO): clathrin-coated vesicle; clathrin adaptor complex
Molecular function (GO): clathrin-cargo adaptor activity
Source: RefSeq, a predicted model, not a curated record